Molecule: messenger RNA, 1792 nt
Organism: Bombyx mori (domestic silkworm)
Lineage: Eukaryota; Metazoa; Arthropoda; Insecta; Lepidoptera; Bombycidae
Exons: 5
Coding region: 1028-1747 (239 amino acids)
Source: RefSeq, a predicted model, not a curated record
AGAGGAAGACAGAGACAAGGAGGGCCAAGAUCCUCCAACUCUCCCAAUUCCUCGUAGGAGACUACGCCUUGAAAAAGGCGCGCGAGAGGCUCGCCACGUAAAACCAACUACCGACUAAGCCCCAUUGAGCACCCACCACACCGGCUACACCAAACCUACGGUACCGCAGUGCGCCCCGAAAGCCCGCCUUCGCCGGUACCCAGUCUGAUGAUACGACGGGAUUUUAUCUCCGGGAAUAUCCCAAAGGACGUCGUCUCAGCAGACACACCGUGGACGGCGCACAGGAAUCACCUUGCACCGCCUCACUACCGGACCGACACUCGAGUACCGGACGCCCGCACACCCGUACCCGGUAGUCCCUACGGGGGCUGAGUAGGAGCUUCACGUCUGCGCCGCCCACUCCACCUUCUGCACUGAGGUGCCGAAGAGAGAUCCCACUCCAUUUCGCGCUCCUCAGCCUCACGGGACGCCAUGACCAGGUCACAAAACCUGCCCAUUGCCUCUCACGAGUUCUGAUCCUCGAACAUGCGGGCGACGACAGCUCGCAAGGAGAGGUCUCUCCCCAGCACGGCUACGAGAUCUCGCCGCGAGUGCUCCUCACACGGGCACGCUUCGAGCACGUGCUGAGCGUCAUCGUCUGGAUGCCUGCACUGGUGGCAACCCGGAUGUUGCUCUCUCUUGCAGACCUUUCACAGUACCUCCAGAAACAGCCAUGUCCCGAGAGGACCUGCGUAAGGUGAAAGGAGAGCACGCCGUGUCGCCGCUCCGACCAUGUAUUUCAGAUUUCCUAAAGAAAAUCUCAUACAAAAAAUGGACUUUUUAAAUCAAUAGAAGCUUCUAGAAAUAAAGCGCUUUCUGUAACCAUAACUGGAUUUCAAAAUAUGCUUAAGCGCUCAUGCAAUUAAGUGACGCAACAACUUUAAAAUCAAAUUAAUCACCAAGAACAUUACGACUAUAAAUUCAAGCGUCAAAAUUUUACUUUUGUUUAAAUUGUUAAAAUUGUGGUUAAAAGUAAGACGUGCACAUAAUGUUGAAGUAUUUUUAUUUGUACAGUGCAGUUUUGUUUUUGACUGAUUUUACGGUUCCUGUAAAAACGGCAUAUUUGAAGAAACCAUGUGAAGAUUUCUCGGAAGAAUGUCUAACAAAAACGCUACAGAUGGGAUUACCUAUUUUCGUAGAGGGUAUAAGGGAAAUUGGGUUAGAAAGUUUAGAUCCGUAUCGUAUAGAAAAACUUAAUUUAAAAAUGCCCGGUGAUAUGAAUAUUGAGUUUAAACAUGGUGUUGCCAGAGGACUCAAAAAAUGCCGGGUUGAUUUUGCAAGGUAUAAAGAUCAUGUUUUUGAAACUCAGUUCCACUGUAAUUUAACGAUAAAGGGACACUAUAGAUCAGUGGGAAGGUUUCUUAUGUUUGCCAUUGACGGUGACGGAAAAUCAAUUAUAAAAUGCAGUAACAUCAGACUACACGCUUUUCUCACUAUCAAACCAAUGACUGGUAAAGAUGGCAUGAGUCACCUGGAAGUUACAAGCUCAAAUUUCACACACAGUUAUGAUGGCAGAGUUACUUACAGUGUUACGAAUCUACUCAAAGGGAAUCCAGAAAUAAGUAAUGCAGUUGUCAAUUUUAUGAAUGAAAACUGGCGAAUGGUCGCAGAAGACUUUGGCGAUCCAAUUGUGCAUUACGGUAUAUCAGCUGUUAUGAAAAACUUAAAGAAAUUCUUCGAGGUGGUGCCAUUAGAAGAAAUAAUUUAAAUAUGUUUCCUUAAUAUCGAAAAUAAACCAGUAUAUAAAUUCGAA